AUGGAUGGAGAGAAGGAUAGAAGAGAUGUAGGUGAUGGUGGUAGCGGCGGUGAGUAUGACACCAAGUAUCAUCACUUUCAGGGUAUAUCUAAAGCGCAAGAAAAAAGAUUACAAGAUCUGGAUAAGAGGCUACGAGAGGCGAUAGAGGAGGAACAACGUUCAAGGAGGGAGUCUGAGAAUGAACUUGUUAUUAAGUUGAAGAGUAUGACUGAUGGUAUGAGACAUGAAUUGGAUGAGGAAUUAAAAGAUAAGGAAGCAACAGAGGAGUCUGUCUUACGUACUUGCAUAGAGGUAGAUGUACCCAAGUUGGAAGAUGCAUUAAAAGAGGAGAGUAUUGCAAGGGAUAAGAUGGAGAGUAAAUUAUUAGAAGAUGCUCAUAGUGAAAUAGAAAGGCUUCAAGAGGCAUUGAAUAAGGAGAAAACCCAAAG
Messenger RNA from Perkinsus marinus ATCC 50983, 428 nucleotides. RefSeq lists its product as hypothetical. The record is from RefSeq and is a predicted model, not a curated record. The transcript is spliced from 4 exons. NCBI's taxonomy places the organism in Eukaryota, Perkinsozoa, Perkinsida, Perkinsidae. The annotation marks the transcript as partial.